Messenger RNA from Aspergillus homomorphus CBS 101889, 1341 nucleotides. RefSeq lists its product as uncharacterized. The record is from RefSeq and is a predicted model, not a curated record. The transcript is spliced from 4 exons. NCBI's taxonomy places the organism in Eukaryota, Fungi, Ascomycota, Eurotiomycetes, Eurotiales, Aspergillaceae. Bases 1 to 1341 code for a protein of 446 amino acids.
AUGGCUGCCACUUCUGUCAACUCUAACCCUGCUCAACAAUCCGAUGCUUCGUCCGAGAAGCAACACUCAAACCAUGCUUCCAGCCCGUCUAUCGUCUCGAAGACUGACACGAACAGCUUGGACAACCUUGAUAACCAACACUUCAAGGAAUUGCAGAGGAGCUUGCGCAAUGCUGUCAAGAAGCUGAAUGCGACCGCCAAAGUCGACGCCAUCAUUGCUGAGAACCCCGGAAAAUCUCUGGACGAGCUUGUUACAGAGAAGAAGAUUAAUACCGACCAGAAGGCACAGGCUUUGAAGAAGCCCUCUUUGCAAGCCACCGUUGCCCAGCUUGAGGAACAGAUUGCCCACCUCAAGGACUUCGCUGCCUAUUAUGAGGAGCGUCUGGCCAGCCAGAAGGCAGAGCUGGAGAAAACCCACGAAGAGCAACUCGCAGCUCUGCGGGGGCAGGCCGAUGCGGAUGCCGCAGAAUUUAACAAGAAGGAUUUCAGCCAGCAACUGUUGGGCCUCAGCAAGUUUCUCUGCGCCGCUGCUACUAUGAGACGCUCCGGAGAUGAGACUUCAAACGAGAGCCGUGCAUUUGAGGGUGUUCUGUACCAGGUAUAUGGAGGCACUCAAGACGCUGUGUCUUCUAUGCUCAAGAUCAUCGAAGGCGCGGAUGAGAAGGUUGUUGGCGUCGACGGCACCACACUGGAGGUCACCUAUAGCAAGGUGAAGCAGCUCGCUACUGAGCUUGUCCCUUCUACCGAACCCGCAACUACUGAGGCGGCUCCUGAAUCGGACCCCACCGUGGCCAAUGCAGGCUACACUGAGUUGCAAGACACAUCCUACGACAGCAACGCAGCCGCUGCAACCGAAACCGCUACCUCGGAAGAGCAAACCGAACAGGCCGCCCCUCCAGCCCAGACCCUGGCUACCAAUGGUGCCAACCAGGUAGCUGAGGCUAGCUGGGACGUCAACGCGACCGGAGUUGUGGAAACUUCGCCAACAGCUGACGAAUGGGUCGAGGUGCCGCGGGACCCUGCUGAAACUGAGACUGGGCUUGAGGCUACUCCUGCCGCUGUUGAGGCUGAGGUGAUAGCAGAUGCGACCAUAAACGACACUAGUGCUCAAAGCAACGAAAAUGCCGCUGUUCCUAAGUCACAGGAUGCCUCUGAGGUCAACACUCAACAUCGACGCCAGUCUAGCCGUGGCCGAGGAGGUCGUGGCGGACAUGGGCGUGGUCGGGGUGGACGAGGCCGCGGUGAGUUCAGAGGCCGCGGUCGUGGCGGUCGCGGCGGUCGCGGAGGCCGCGGUGGCCUCAAUGGUGGCAAUGGUUCCUCCGCCCCUGCUGCCAGCCAGUAA